This is a messenger RNA of Solea solea (common sole), 1991 nucleotides long. It is a transcript of the gene psmb11a, whose product is annotated as proteasome 20S subunit beta 11a. Gene Ontology annotation, cellular component: proteasome core complex. NCBI's taxonomy places the organism in Eukaryota, Metazoa, Chordata, Actinopteri, Pleuronectiformes, Soleidae. Bases 769 to 1767 code for a protein of 332 amino acids. The transcript has a single exon. The record is from RefSeq and is a predicted model, not a curated record.
UUUGCAGUACGUCAGUUACACGACUCUUAAAUUAUCGCGAUAACUGCGCACUCACACUUUUAAUGUACAAACUUACAGGCAGUUUCUGAAUACCGGAAUCAAGAGUGGAUAUUUUUGUCUUUCUUUUGAAAUAUUUUCCACGAAAAGUACAUUUGUAUUUGUAUUAAUGUCGGAAUCUAUUGCGAAAAGAAUUUGCCACAUUGUAAUUAUAAAUUAUUAAGUUUAAGUUACGGGUAAAUUGUUGUUGUCCCCUCAGAUAAAUUAUAUGCUGCUGAUGACCUUUGUUUAAUCUUUGUAUAAGAACAAACUGAAAAUGAAAAAGGCAAAGAAUUACAGAUGCAAACCUGUUGAACAUCAAGAACAAAUAAACAUGAAGGAAAGGGAAUACAAAAAGAAGAAGAAUGCACUGAUGGAACAUGAUGAAUACCAGCUGUCACAAAAUCUAGCAAGACCUAGCAAACAACUGCAAAUGUUGUUAAAUGUGUGUAAUGUAAGGUCUUGCUCACAAAAGAUUAUGAUUUGGCCAUGAAGCAAAACAUCUGAUGUUUGCAUAAUGCGGCUUCUCUGGAUAUCAAUUUUAUAGCAAGUCAAGCAUUAAAUAUCACUCAGAGGGCAUUUGGACACAGGCCAAAGGUGUCAUAUUUAGGAUGUUAUAAAAGGGUCGAGACAUUGUCUUUUUAUUAGAGAGGACAGUAAGUCGGAGAGCCAAUGGGAGAGUAAGUGCCAAUCACUCCACUCUUCUCAUUUUGAUUCUCUGAUGCCAUUAGUAUGGCUUUAGAAGAUAUUUGCAGUAUCAAGGACAUUUCUGUAUAUCACAAGUGGUUUUCUUCUUCGUCUUGGGAAGAUACAGUCUCGCCUUUGCAAAUGACUGACUACAGGAAAUGUGGAUUGACUGGUGGGGGCCCACUCCACUUUUUCAUCCCAACCACCCAUUCAGUGACAGUCUGCAGACCUUUCACGCUGUCUCACGGAACAACAACCCUUGGUUUUAUUUUCCAGGGUGGGGUCAUUGCUGCUGCGGACACACGUGCCAGUGCCGGGGGGCUUGUUGCAUGCCCGCAUGUCCAUAAGAUUACCCCCAUUCACUCUCACUUGGUGGUCACCUCCUCGGGCAGUGGUGCGGACUGCAUGCUGUGGGAGCGGAUUUUAACCAGAGAGAUCAGACUGUACCAACUGCGAAACAAAAGGCGCCUGUCAAUUCGUGCAACUGCGAAACUCUUAUCAUUUAUGCUGCACCCGUUUAAAGGGACUGAUGUGUGUGUGGCUCUCACACUCUGUGGCUGGGACAAAGAAGCAGGUAACACUGACUGUGCAACGACACCACAAGAUUCCUCCUUUCUAACUGGUCAUAGCGCUUCAGCAGCUGUUUGUAGCCAACACGAUACUACAAUAGGAUGUUCCGCAUCUCCUAACAAUGGCCCUCAUCUAAUAUAUGUGUGCAGUGACGGAGCGCGACUGGAAGGGGAUGUCAUUUCUGUUGGUUCAGGUUCACCAUAUGCAUAUGGUAUCCUGGAUGGAGGACUGAACUGGAACCUGAGCAGAGAAGAGGCCAUCUCCCUGGCAAGAGAAGCAGUGUUCAGAGCCACUCACAGGGAUGCAUACUCUGGAAACAAUGUGGACCUCUUCCACAUCACAGCCCAGGGAUGGAAGCAAAGAGAGAGGGAGGACUUGAGAGAUGAAUAUUAUAGAGAUAUGGAGAGAAGAGCAAAGGCAGUGGAGAGAAAAAUAGAUACACAACUGACAGUAUGUGGGCAGAAAUUGGGUUAGGAGUGAGGAUUUCAGAAAAGCAUAAAAUCACUGACCAGUUUUUUUUGCCUUCAAUUGAAAAUAAUAGAUUGAAAAAGUAUAUAAAGGGGGAAGAGAUAGCAGAGAUAGAAAGGGAUCGAGAGAAUGCUGAUGUAAGCUCCAGAUGUUUCCAUGUGCCUGUCACUGUUGAUUUGACUUGUUCAAAAAUUCAAAAAAAUAUUCAGCUGUCUGCUUGUUGUUCUAGG